GUCUAUAUUUAUCCUCAACGAUUCGUAUUUACACGAAAUAGUUUACUAGGCCUAUGAUUCGUCAUGAUUUUUCAAUCACCCACUUUCGGUGGUUGUAUUUUUCCAUCUGGCCAUGUAAGAUGAACGGGCUCUGCUUUCUUAGGUCGGGAAAACACGGCACUGUGGUACAAGCGCCGAAAAAGGGUGAAUCAAUUUGAGAGAGAGAGAGGGCGGGUUGGAGAGCGAGAGAAAGGACGAGAGUGAGAGAGGGAGAGGGGAGAGAAGACGUUGACUAUAGGCUACGCCUCUGCAGUUUAAGGAAUAUAUCAAAAGGAAAGUUUUUUACUGGGUGCAGCAGCACCAGUGAGUGAGAGCCCCAGCCCCCAGGCCAGGCCCCAGUCCUCAGUGUGAAGUGAUGGAGCUGCCCCGUGUUGGGAACUGCAGAGCCAGGUGACGGACACCCCUGCUGCUGAAGUGACGGAGACACGCAAGAUGUAACUCGUGGAUUCUUCUCAAAGGCCCCACUCAAAUCCCUAGACGACAGAAAAAAAGGAGUAACAUCUGUUUAUGCACAUAUUUCUGUUAAACCCCCCUGGAAAAAACAGAGAUAGACGGAAGAUAAAACACCUUUAAAAAUGAAACAUUAAAAGGAACAAAUUGCCACUGGAGAAACUAAGCAAAGUCAACCUGGUUGAGGAAUCCAUCAUCUUGGGAUCAACACCUUCGGAGAAAGGGCAGGGUCAUGUCCCAGUUGCCAUGCGCAUCACCACGGUGACCUGCCUUCCCUGCCCCUCUCCCCUCCUCCUCCUAUUGGUCCAGCUGCUACUGCGGCUCCUCCUCUCUGGGCCAGAAUUUGUAGAGGCCGCCUCCCCCUGCCCCACCCAUUGCAGCUGCUCCAAUCAGGCCAGUCGAGUCAUCUGUACAAGACAGAGUCUGGAUGGGGUGCCUGAGAGCAUAUCAGUCAACACACGAUACCUCAACCUGCAGGAGAAUUCAAUAGAGGUUAUCAAGUCAGACACCUUCAAGCACUUGAGGCACCUUGAGAUCCUGCAGCUGUCUAAGAACAAAAUCAGUCAGAUUGAGGUGGGAGCAUUCAAUGGCCUGCCCAAUCUCAAUACACUGGAGCUGUUCGACAACCGCCUCACCCUGGUCCCCUCACAGGCCUUCGAGUACCUCAGCAAGCUGCGGGAGCUGUGGUUACGGAACAACCCCAUCGAGACGCUGCCGGGCUAUGCCUUCCACCGCGUGCCCUCGCUGCGCCGGCUGGACCUGGGAGAGCUCAAGAAGCUGGACUACAUCUCAGACGCCGCCUUCGUGGGCCUGGUCAACCUGCGCUACCUGAACCUUGGCAUGUGUGGUCUGAAGGACAUCCCCAACCUGACGGCCCUGGUGCGUCUGGAGGAGCUGGAGCUGUCUGGGAACCGUCUGGAGAUCAUCCGGCCUGGCUCCUUCCAGGGCCUGGUGUCGCUCCGUAAGCUGUGGCUCAUGCACUCGCAAGUGAAGGUCAUCGAGCGCAACGCCUUCGACGACCUGAAGAACCUGGAGGAGCUCAACCUUUCCCACAACUCCCUGCACUCGCUGCCCCAUGACCUCUUCACCCCGCUGCACCAGCUGGAGCGGGUGCACCUCAACCACAACCCCUGGGUGUGCAACUGUGACGUGCUGUGGCUCAGCUGGUGGCUGAAGGAGACGGUGCCCAGUAACACUACGUGCUGCGCUCGCUGCCACGCUCCCCCCGGCCUGAAGGGCAGGUACAUCGGGGAGCUGGACCAGAGCCACUUCACCUGCUACGCUCCCGUCAUCGUGGAGCCGCCCACCGACCUCAACGUUACCGAGGGCAUGGCUGCAGAGCUGAAGUGUCGCACGGGCACCACCAUGACCUCGGUCAACUGGCUCACGCCCAACGGCACCCUGAUGACCCACGGCUCCUACCGGGUCCGGAUCUCCGUGCUGCACGACGGUACGCUCAACUUUACCAACGUCACGCUGAGGGACACAGGUCAGUACACCUGCAUGGUGACCAACUCGGCUGGCAACACCACGGCAACCGCCGUGCUUAAUGUCACUGCCGCCGACGUUGGCGUCAGCUACUUCACUACUGUCACCGUGGAGACGGUGGAGCCCAACGAGGGCCCGACAGUCUACGCGGGCGUCAUGAACAGCCACAACGAGUCAUACGUCAUUACCCCGUCUGGCCACCAGUGGAGGGGGGGGCUCCCUACCACCGCCUCCUCCCUGUCAGCCUGGUCCUUGUCCUCAUCCCGGGCCACCCGGCCCACCUUUACUGUGCCCAUCACUGCCGAGACGGGCUAUUCUGGCCUUGAUGACGUGAUGAAGACCACCAAGAUCAUCAUUGGCUGCUUUGUGGCCAUUACCUUCAUGGCAGCCGUGAUGCUGGUGGUCUUCUACAAGCUGAGGAAGCAGCACCAGCUGCACAAGCACCACGGCCCCGCCCGCGCCAUCGAGAUCAUCAACGUGGAGGACGAGAUUGGCGCCGGUGCUGGUGGACACGGCAGCGGCAUCUCAGGGGGCGGCACCGUCUCUCGGGAUGGAGGCGGAGGGGGAGGAGUAGGAGGAGGGCAGAGCCUGAGGAUGCAUCACCCGGAGAUGGUCAACCUGCCCAACCUGGCCAGACAGGAGCACCUCAACCACUACUACAAGGCCCAUCACUUCAACAACAACAUGAUGGGCCUGGGCAUGGGCCUCAACAACAACAACAACCCCUCCCUCUCCCCCUGUUCCCAGAGCACCCCCAACUCCUGCGCACAGGGACCCACCUCCACCAGCGGUGGCACCCCCACAGGUGGCUUGCUGCCCUCCCCUGUGCCCCUGCCCCAGCUAGGCAUCCACAGCUCUCUGAAGGGGCUCAUGGGAAAAGGCCAGAACCCUCAAAUCGAGCCUCUGCUCUUCAAGAGUGGCUCCAAGGAGAAUGUGCAAGAGACUCAGAUCUGAGAGAAAGAGAGAGACAGAUGGAAAAAGAGAGAGAGACGAAGAGACAGAAAACAGGGAGAUGGAGGGAGAGAGAGGAGUCUGAUUGUACUAUCCCCAUGGCCAUAUUUCGAUAGAAAGUGUAGGCAGGCAGAAUAUGAAAUAUUACAUAGACAUUGCUUUGUAUGGUUAGUGCAUAGAGAGAGAGAGAGAGGAGAGAUUGUUCUCACACCUCUACUGUGUCUGCUCAACACCCGUCCAAGCAUUAACAUCUUCUGAGACACUCCAAGACACACACAGACACACACAGCCCGACACAAGGACAGGAACAACAUCAGCUAACACAUACACAGUGCAUUAUGAGAUUGACAACUAUGUGCCAAACUUGCGCAUAUCUGUGCCAAAGUAAAAGCCCUUGCAAUCUAUAUAUCCAUCCGCACAUUCCCAGACUGAAUCAGGUGACCAGGUUCAAUACCCAGACACAAUAAGAAUCACCACGGCUAUAACUAAAUACAGAUCACCUCGUAUAUUACCAGAUACAAUCCAAGUCACUGUGUAUAUAUAGAGGUAAGAUCUGAGUCACUAUGUUGAAGUAGGCGGAUAAGUGUUUGGGACUGUGUCAGAGCAGUACAGGGCUGCCCAGACGCACUCUGUGGAACAGGACAGAAAGUAAACCAUUGAGCAGAACACAGUUUAGUGUCGGACAACAAGCAAUGUGUAGGAAGAGGAAUCCACAUCAACAACGGUUGUGUUUUACUUAGUGGGCUCAAUCUCACUUUCUCCCCUCUUUCACACCUGACUGGCUACUCUCUUUAAAGGAGAGGAAGGUAUAUGGAGUGAAUCGUCGUAAACAAAAAAUGUAAUAGCAAAAAGGACUACGAAAGAUACAAAUAAACUGUGAAAGUACAUAUUAUAUAUAAAUAUAUUUUCAUUCGAAGAAAUAAAUUAUGAAGAAUCUUUACCAAGUUUCUGACUAAAUAGCCACAGCUUCUGAAGAAUAUAUGAACUGCUGUCAUAGCGGUCAUCACUAUGAAAACUUUGUUUGGCUAGAAACAAGAUGGCCGACAUUCUGUGCUGGAAAGGGACAUAUUGUAGUGGAGGCUGUGGAUGAGCAAGAGCUAAAAUUGGAAACUGGCACAGUGUUUGAUUGAAUUUAUUUUGGCUUCAAUUUUUGUAGCAUCACAAAGCAUUCCCUCUCAUGCCACAUUUACAUAAACAGGGUCAUUGGUGAAGGGGGAUCUUUACUCUCCAUUUAAUGAGAACAUAUGAAAUAUGAUUACAAAACUUCACCCUUUGAUACAAACAAUAUGGAUAUUGUAAUGAUGAUAAUGAUGAUAAUUAUAAUAAUUCAGUAAAUGCUUAUCAACCGUAUACUGUAGAUAGCUCUUAAAAGCAGAUAUAGGUUUAGCAUUUUCUCUGAUUCAAGUGGUAAUAUCUAAAAUUGCAAUGUGAUCGGUUUCAACUUCAUGCAUUCAGUAUAUCUGUAUGCAAUAUAUCAUGAUAUUGAGAACAAAUUAUUAUUAUAAUUAUCAUCAUUAUUACUAUUAUUAUUACUAUUGAUUAUUAUUGUUAUUAUUAUUAUCAUACACUGAGUGUACAAAACAUUAGGAACACCUUCCUAAUAUUGUGUUGAAGCCCAUUUUGCCCUCAGAACAGCCUCAAUUGGUCGGGGAAUGGACUGCAAGGUGUUAAAAGCGUUCCACAGGGAUGCUGGCCCAUGUUGACUCCAAUGCAUCCCACAGUUGUCAGGUUGGGUGGAUGUCCUUUGGGUGGUGGACCAUUCUUGAUACACACAGGAAACUGUUGAGCUUGAAAAACCCGGCAGUGUUGCAGCUAUUGGCACACUCCAACCUGUGCGCCUGGCACCUACUACCAUACCCCGUUCAAAUUCACCCUCUGAAUGGCACACAUACACAAUCCAUGUCUCAAUUGUCUCAAGGCUUAAACAUCUGUCUUUAACCUGUCUCCUCCUCUUCAUCUACACUGAUUGAAGUGGAUUUAACAGGUGACAUCAAUAAGGGAUCAUAGUCUUCAUAUGGUCAGUCUAUGUCAUGGAAAGAGCAGGUGUUCCUAAUGUUUUGUACAGUCAGUGUAUAGGUGGCAGAGCAGUCUAGUACAUCCUUAUGAAAGUUAUGUUUAUAAUUGAUUCAGUGGGGAAUGAUUUGAUUACACAUGGAAUGACGACGAUCCUUUCAACCACCAUAUUGACUCCAACAACAGGGGAUGGUCUGUGUUCCACCAAACAUCAACCUGCAGAAACAGGAAAUACAUGGUCCUCAAAAUGGCUGCUCCCACAUGGCAUCCUCACAGCCCAUGCCUCCUCAGAAACUCCUCUGUUUUGUACAACAACACCAGUCUCAGUCGAUCAGGACCCCUCAUUUUAUUCUGUUGUGUAAAAGACAGGACAUGAACCUUUGACGAAGACUGCUCGUUUGCAGAGGAUUAUAUCAGAACUCAGUGUUCUCAUGUGUGAAUGGAAUUCAUGGCAGCAGGGAACUAAAGGAGGACAGCAUUUUGAAGCGUUUGAAAGGUAAGAGAAACCUAUUCAAUGAAGGAGACAGAGAGCCUAGAUGAAUCAUGUGGCGAUGGGUGAUUUCUUUUUUUUUAAGGAAAAGGACAAAUAAAUGAAAAAUAUAGAAACGUAUAGAUCUCUUUAAAAAAAGCUAUUAUAAGUGUUUUUUCAUUUAGUUUUUUUAUCUAGUUUGAUUAUUUCCUUUAUCUUUUUUAAAAUCAAGUGUUCUCUCAAUUGUAAUAUUGUUAUUGUUAUUAUAAUUUGCUAAUUACACUGGUUAUAAUUCUGAAAGAUGUUCUGUCAGCAGAAGUCACAUUGAAAAAUUAAAAUACCUGGCACACAAAAUGACGGUUGAACUCUGUGAAACUUGGUGGCAUUAGUUUUUUUGUGUUUUUUUCCAUUUAAUUGAAACAUCACUGUUUGUGUGUAUCCCUUUGGCUAAUACAGCUGUGCUUGAGAUGAGACACACAGAAUGUGAAAUGGCCGGCGAAGGGUAUUUUCCUGCACAAGGAGGACAGGAUAGAUCCUGCUUUGAUUUACAAGCUUGCUCACGCUCUCUCUCACUCUGUGAUUUUCAGAAUGUCAUAGCUAUCAGUGCUCCGAGUGUGAUUUCGCUAAGUCAACACCCUGUUUCCAUGACUACCUACCCUCAGAAUAAUGCGCCAAACAGCGUCACAGCUUGCACCUCAUAUGGUGCCCGAUGCCCCCUGUCAAUCAUGUUCCUUUAAGACAACAUAUCCCUCUACAAGCCGGCCAGUGUUCUUCCAACAGUAGCACAUCACCUUUCACAGUGUGCCCAUAUCCUAACACAAUGUCCCUACAGGUUCCUGCCACCAGGUUUCCCUGGCAACUGUUGCAGCUGCGACAGUCCUCAUCAUAGCAUCUUGAUUUGGGUUUCUGAUGCAAAUAGGAGGGAACAGACAGUAUAGAAGGCUAUUAACAUAUCCAUGGUCCUCACAAUAGAUAUUUCUAUUUUUUCACAGCGCUUACGCAAGUGAUUUACACAUUCAUGUUGCUCAUGGAAAUAAUGAACAUAUUCCAUUGGCUUAUUCCAGUGACUUACAUCCUGUAUCUAUAUCAUCUACACACACUUUUGAUUUACUAAUGCAGUGAUUUACAUCGUCUAUAUCACUUCUACAUGUCAGUUGCAUAUUCCUACACCAGUGCUGAACGUAUUCAUGUACCUUGCACUUGUGAUUAACACUCAUAUCCCAUGCACCAGUUAUUAACAUAUUUAUUUUCCCAACACCAGGGAUCUUUAAUCCCCUCACUAGUUAUUUACAUAUUCGUGUGUGUGUGUGUGUGUGUGUGUGUGUGCGUGUGUGUGUUCAGUGGUUCUGACAACAACUAUUCCCCCAGUACUCUGGAUGUGACUCCCUGCCUGUCUUGUCACCUCAGAAAGCAUUAUGAAGCCUUAUGAAGCUCUUAUGAAGUGUCACAGAGAAGAGCUAGAAAGGCUUAGUGGCAGAACAAGUUUUGCCAGUGCCCCACAGUCCCAGGAACAUCACUGCAGUGACUGAGUCACACAGCACUGAACACACACUUAACACUAAUGGAAACGCUGUGUUUACUGUGCAGGAAGAGACCCGCUCGCUCAACCAUUCAGGGAAUAAGUCAAGUAUGUAUGUGUGUGUGUGUGCGCGUUCAGUUACGGUACCUACAGUAGUAUUUUUGAUUACUAUGGCAACUUGAUAUUGUUUCCAUUAUUUAGAAUGCAGCUAUAUCAGUGUGUGUGUGCAUGCGCCUGCUAGGUGAGUGUAUGUAAUGUGUGGGUUGUAUAAGGAGGAUGCAGAGUGAGAGAGAGAGGGAGGGAGGGGGCCAGUCAGACCUCCAUUUUAAAUCCCCAGUUUAAAGCAGUUCUCUGUCUGUUUCCCUCUGCUCCAGGCUGGUUUGUGAUCCUCUCACUGACACUUUAAGUAAAAACGGGAUUUCUAGUUAAGCAGGGUUUUUCCCCCCUCUCCCCUCUGCCUAUUGGGAUAAGCCCAAGAGAUCAAAGGUCUGCUCUAUCACGGCCAGUCUCUUUAGCAUUCCACUGGCCUCUGCCUCUCUCAACUCGUAGUCAAUCUGAGGUUACGAGCUUGUGGUCAAGUCGCGUUUCACACUGCCCUAGUUAUCCUCACUGUUAAACCAGCCAAUCAAGGCUAUAGUGUUUCCUAAUUGGACAGGGGCCGAUGGCCUCGGUUAUCUUGACAUGUUUGGCUGUUCUAGCUCAGGUCCUGGUCUAAUGAGACAAUAUUAAUCAGGCUUUUGAUAUAUUUAGGAUGUGAUCUUAAUUAUCUUAAUUGGUAGAACCUGCUGUGUUCUGAUCAGAGCAGCUUUUUUAUGUCACCUUUAUUUAACCAGGUAGGCCAGUUGAGAACAAGUUCUCAUUUACAACUGCGACCUGCCCAAGAUAAAGCAAAGCAGUGCGACACAAAGAGCUAAAGAGUUGGGAGGGGAUCUUUGUGUGUUUAGAUAGUCAUGUUUCAGGGGCGUUAUUUGAGCUUGAGGUGAGUGUAGCCGAUGUGAAAUGGCUAGCUAGUUAGAGAUGGUGCGCGCUAGUGGCGUUUCAAUCGGUGACGCCACUUACUGUUACAUGAGCAUAGCCUUGUUUAGGUGAGACAACACCUUUAGGGAACCAGCCAGGUCCACCAUUGGAGCUGGUCCCAUAUGUGGGUGUUGAACAGAUGUAAGCCAUAGAAUUAGUAAGUUGUUGUUAUCUUCCCGCGUAGAGUUGAACCAUUUAAAACUAGUUGUGAAACGACAGUGGAGCUGCUACAUUAUUGAUCCUCAUAGUGUUAAUGAUGCAUACGCUCCAGCGCCAAAUGCAAAUGCUCCUCCCAGUUGUCAAGGCCAGAAGUGUCAAACCACUGUAAUUUAUAAGCAUUAUUAUUGCUAUCAUAUUUUUUAACAGCCAUCAGAUGGCCUAUGAAUACAGACCCAGAGAAACCUUGUAGCUUCUAUUGUCACACAUCAUGAUGAUGAUGAUGAGGAUGAUGGCGACUGAGACGGUGGAUCUGUGUGUCUGUAGUCUCUAGUCUCCUAGUUUAACUUUACGUCAAUGUCAGACUAGUAGUCAGUGGGUGAUUUUAUUACUAUGACGCCAGUCGGCCUUUAGAUGGGUUUUAAGCACGUCUACUUCUACGAGGCGGGUGUUUAGAUGGGUUUUAAGCACGUCUACUUCUACGAGGCGGGUGUUUAGAUGGGUUUUAAGCACGUCUACUUCUACGAGGCGGGUGUUUAGAUGGGUUUUAAGCACGUCUACUUCUACGAGGAUGGUGUUUAGAUGCUCUCUUGGUUAUUCUGCUUGUGCGUGUGGCUCAGAGAGUUUCCUGUCCAUAUUCUCCCUGUGAGGUUUUGUGGAGGUUGAGAUCAGAUGCUCAUGGACGUCAGUCUGCGCCAUCCGUGUGAUUUGUACAAGAGCCUGCAGCCACUUAUCAAACAGGCCUCCCUGUUGCCUACACACAUACGUAGGAGCACACAUACACACGCACAAGCACAUAUAGGCAUGAGCGCACACACAUUUGCGGAUUGACUGACAUUGACUGACUAAUUGAUUGUGAAUGAUUGAUUGAAAGGGGCUUUCUUAAUGAUGUGUGUCUUUGUGCGGCGGGCUUAACACAAACCUCUCGCCAGCUCCCAGCAGGGCUGCGGUUCAGAGGCUGGGGCUUUGUGUUCUGUGAAGGUGUCCUUAAUUUGAGAACAGAGAGACAUUAACAUAUGGCUUAUUUCAUUGUUUCCUUGGCAACCAUGCCCUCUGUCACAAGAUGUCCGUUUUGGUUGACUUGGGCGGAUGACAUGAGAGUGUUAGCGUGCUGUGACGCCGGGGAGAUUAGCGGCGUCUCAUCGUGGAUGACUUCAUCUUCUGUCGAUGACUGUCCUGUGCUAAAGGUCAGGCAACCUCAGGUGGAGAGGUUCAUAAGAGGGGAAGUUUUAUUUUUACCAACCAAAUCUACUAUUAUUUAGAUUUCACUUGUUUUUGAGAAACGUACCCCAACCAGUGAUUCACUUCCUCAUCCCUGUAAGGGGGCUCUGAAAAAACAUGAACAAAUUCUCCUAAAACACCCAUAUACGUUAUUUUAGGAACGGCAAAGCUCUCAGUAUAUAACAUCUAAAGACCUGCAUCGCUAUUUUGAGAGCUUAUCCGUUUCCGCAAACUAGACCCUUCUAUAACAUGCCAUUUACAUCAAAAAUAGAGAUUUGGUUGCAAAAAAGCUAAAUUCUCCUUAAACAGGGAGCAGCCAUCACUGUUACUCCAACACUCUAAUGGGACAUGCUGAAAAGCCUCUAAUUGUGGAGUCCAGCAUAAUGGAUCUGGUCAUCAGGCUAGGUCUUCCUGAGCGCACCGUAGCUGUGGUAUUCAGCUGGGACACUGUUCUUCAUGUCUUUGAACAUCCUGUUCUGAGAAGGAACAUUAUGGAACACUUCCUUCUGAAGGUUCUAGAACAUUAAGAUCCUUGUUUUUGGAAGUUCUAGAUUAGAGAAAUUGACUCCUCUAAUCCAAAUUGUUCCAUACUUGAUAAUUGGAACCGCUUAUGACAGAUGUUCUAGAACACUCUGACGUCCCCUGCAUUGCUCAUGAACCUUCCAUGUUUAUCAGGGAUGUGUUGUGGAGUUGUUGGAAUCAUAUUGGAAUGUCCUGAACCAUCGGCGACUAUUAAAGGAUGUGCUGAGCCAGCAGCUGUGCUCCUCUCCUCUCAGAGGACAAGCUCCCAGUCAAGUCUCCCAACAGCAACACACAUUCACCCCCCUCUGCUACUCUGCUCUCCUCUCCUCCACAGCAACACAGCACACAGAUUUACAGUUUAUGGGCGCCUUGGCUCGCCAUCAUAAUCACACUCUACUGUGUCUGAUGUCUGUUUGAAGCUGGGCGGCGGCCAUAGCGCACAUUACAAAGCUUUGAAGUGCAAAUGGCGGUCUGCUCCGCUGCACCCUAUGGAGGGCCAGUGUAGAAUAACCACGGUGUGAGAGGAAUACGCAGCCAGGGGAUCAUGUGUUGAUAGUCGUUUCCUUGUGUGGGGAUAGAGCGGCGCCAGCAACCCAGUGUGAUGCAGGGUCAAGUUCAAUCCAGAUGCCAACACUGGUGGUCAGAACCUCCCUAGUCAGCAGAGUAGAGCUGGAGGAGGAGUCAGGGCUCUGAGGGCUGACCUGACUAAGUUUCUUAAAAGCGUUUGCUAAAUGGCAUAGAAUUGUUCUAUUAUAUUACCUCCAGAAUCAAUGCAAUGAACCAACUUGAAAGGGAGAAGCAGAGUAGCAGUAAACAUUCAUCAAUAUGAAAUCAAUUUUAAUGGGGAAACCCUCAGUUCUAACAAAGCACCUCCACCAUUGUUUCAGUAAAAGGCGGAGGGAUUGGGCAAUGUAACCACUCUCAAAUUCAUAGGCAAUGUAACCACUCUCAAAUUCAUAGGCAAUGUAACCACUCUCAAAUUCAUAGACAGAGCUAUGGAUGCAAGUACUGACCAUCCAUGAUAUCAACACUCUAGCUCUAACUAUGUUUUAAGGCUAUACAGUGUUUGUUUACAUUUACUUUGUUUACAAACAUUGGAGUAAAACAAGCUAAUAGUUUAGAGUUGAACUAAGCCCAUGAGGCAUUUAGAUUCUUCAAGAAUCAAUGCGUAUAUUGAAUGAAUACAUCUAUUGAUGCUCAUGGACACAUCAUCAGUGAUGCAACCUGAGGUCAUUUGGUGUUUGAGGUCUUUCAACAUGAAUUUAUAAGGCCCUUUAACUGGAGAUAUUGAUUUUGUCUUUUAACUUUUACAUUUUUUAAAACCUUGUUGUCUCGGAGGUGUGCUGCUGUCCUCAUUGGUGCUGAUGUAUUUAUUCAGGCGGGUCUCCUUCAACCUCCGUCUCUGACACCCCCCCCUUUGAUACUUUAUUUUUACCCCGCUCCACACCAUCAUACAUUUACCUCACAGGAGGUUGGUGGCAUCUUAAAUGGGGAGGACUGGCUCAUGGUAAUGGCUGGAGCGGAAUCAGGGAAUUGGUAUCAAAUACAUCAAACACGUGGUUUCCAUGUGUUUGAUGACAUUCCAUUUACUCCGUUCCAGCCAUUAUUAUGAGUCGUCCUCCCCUCAGCAGCCUCCUGUGCUUUACCUCAUAUAUCCAACAUGGUCGCCCACAGUGUAUACCUCACUCACCACAGAACAACCCUUUCCUCUCAGGCAGACAACUCCCUCUCACAGAGAGACAGAGAAGCAGGAGGAAUGAGCGAUGAGGUUGACUGUCAGAGGACACUGAGAUGUCCUGUCACUCCUUAUCCUGUCUGGGUACUGGCCUGGGUAUGCUACACUGUAUCUGUGUGUAUAUACACUGUAUUUGUGUAUAUCUGUGUGUGUACGAGUGUGUGUGCCUGUCUAUAUGGGCUUGUGCACAGUUGUGCGUUUAUUAGUGUGUGCGGUGUGCUUGGGUAUAAGAGCAUGUGUGUGCAGCGUGUGUAAGAGCAUGUAAUGUGUGUAUCUGUGUGUGUGUGUGAAGAAGAGAGGGAAAUGAGGGGGAACGCUGCGGUGCUUAUAUGUCAACCAGUGCUGGAGGGGCCGAUGACUCCAAUCCUCACCCAUAGGAAGUGAAGGAGCAUGGCUGACUUACCCCCUUUCUCCUUGUCUCCCUUUUCUCACCCUGUCCCUCAGAAAUGUAGAUAAAGCAUCAGUCCCUGCCUGUCCCUGCCUGUCCCUGCCUCGCUCUGAGUCACACACACACACACCCACACACACACACACACACACACACACACACGUUACUUCAACCCUAACCCUCUCUCAGGAAAAAAGGGAAAUUAACACUACAACAAGCCAACACUUGAGAUAUUUCCUUCCCUCUGUUUAAUUAAACAUAGACUCCAUCUGCUCUUUUGGUUCGCUUCUUCUUUUCUUCUGCAAUAUUGACUAUGGUUGUUCUCGUGAUUGUUUCUUAUGACUCUGUUCUAGCCUGUUCUAACCAUGGGUGUGUGUAUUAACACUGGAAACAUGUCACGUGUGUGUGGAGGAGGGGUUAUUUGUUCUGCUUAAAGGGCCCGUGCCUAAUCUUUUUCAGAUCAUUCAACCUCUGUUCAUGUGCCACACAGACAUUUAUGGAAUAAAAAUUACGUUGUUUUUUCACAUAA
Molecule: messenger RNA, 12497 nt
Organism: Oncorhynchus kisutch (coho salmon)
Lineage: Eukaryota; Metazoa; Chordata; Actinopteri; Salmoniformes; Salmonidae
Product: leucine-rich repeat-containing protein 4B
Exons: 4
Coding region: 736-2931 (731 amino acids)
Biological process (GO): synaptic membrane adhesion; regulation of postsynaptic density assembly; positive regulation of synapse assembly
Cellular component (GO): plasma membrane; glutamatergic synapse; postsynaptic density membrane
Molecular function (GO): signaling receptor binding
Source: RefSeq, a predicted model, not a curated record